Molecule: messenger RNA, 1492 nt
Organism: Diabrotica balteata
Lineage: Eukaryota; Metazoa; Arthropoda; Insecta; Coleoptera; Chrysomelidae
Source: the annotation of a GenBank genome assembly
GUAGAUUCAGACAUUCGACCUCGGAAAGACGCCAACAAAAUUGCUAUAAUAAUUAACCUAGUUUUACAGUUGUAUAAUUUUUUUGUUAGAACUAAACAUUUAACCAUAAAUCAUUCACAAAUAUUUUUCUAAAAAUGUCAAGUGAAGACGAUAAAGAUGGCAUAAAAAAUCUGAACGGUAUUCUCAAGUCUGUUAUAGGUGUAUCACAAAUAACUAACACGAAAAUAACCAGAUUAACGGCUCCAGGAGAGAAUUAUGGAAGUCUUAUGUUAAAACUUGACGUAACUUUAAAAUCUGAUGAAAAUUCGGAAACUGAUCUUCAUUUGGUAGCUAAGAAAAUUCCAACCAGUGAGUUAUUCAGAGAGAACUUUAAUAUACAGGUAACAUUCAAAAAUGAGGUGGCAAUGUACCAGACAGUGGUUCCAAUUUUGCAAAGUUUUCAAAAAGAAUCCGGUGUGAAAAACGUGUUCAAUUGUGUUCCAAGAUUUUAUGGUGCCAGGAUUAAUUUAGACGGUGGUCAGAAAGUCGACGCUGAUGCUGUGCUUAUUUUGGAAAAUCUGUUCGCUAACGGAUAUACUAAUGUAAACAGAUUACAAGGUUUUAACCUAGAAUCUAUCAAACUCAUUUUAAAAGACUUGGCUGAGUUUCAUGCAGUACCUUUAGCUCUAAAACUUAAGCGACCCGAAGUAUUUGAACGAGAUAUCAAAAAAUAUUGUAACGAUUUUGUGUUCAACUCGCAGUUUCACAGUUUAUUCUGGAAUCCAACGAAAAGCCUUAUUUUGGAAAAUACGAAGUUGGCACCAAUAGUUGAGAAAAUCAAAUUUAUAGGACAAGUUGAAAGGCCUGCUGUACGGGAGCCUUUUGCGACAUUGGUACACGCGGAUUUAUGGUGCAAUAACUCCAUGCAAAAAUUCGGACCAGGUGGAACAGCAAUAGAAAAUAAAUUCCUUGACUUUCAAUUCCUAUCUUAUGGUUCUCCAGCGUCAGACUUUCUAUUUCUUGUAUUAACCAGUACUGAAACAAAUAUUUUAGUUAACCAUUUCGAUGAACUAAUUCAGUUUUAUUAUACACAUUUUGUUCAAACUUUGGAAGAAUUACAGUGUGAUAGUACACCAUUUAGUUUAUCAAAUUUUAUAGAAGAGAUCAAAAACGAGUGUGUCUUUGAAAUAGGGCAUGCCAUACAGUUUAUUUUGUUUGUCGUAACCGCCAAAAAAAGAGAUGAAGAAUUAAAACUGCCAGAGGAAAGCGAUAAGCUAGGUGAUACCGUUACACAACAAGGCAAGGAUAAGGUGUGGUUUAUACUGGAAGAUUUUGAAAAACGAGGCUGGUUAUGAUUGAUAUUUGACAUAAAUUAUUUGAUAUAUUUGUGACAAUAAAUUUAUUCUUAAUAUAUUUAACAUUUAUAGUUUAAAUUAAUUAAAGCUUUCAUUAUAAGUUUUUAAUAAUUGAAAAAUUAUAUCUUAUAUGAUUAUAAAUAAAACUAUUGUUUGAA